This is a messenger RNA of Colletotrichum aenigma, 4326 nucleotides long. It is a transcript of the gene mpd2, whose product is annotated as GYF domain-containing protein mpd2. Bases 1 to 4326 code for a protein of 1441 amino acids. The transcript has 4 exons. The record is from RefSeq and is a predicted model, not a curated record. Gene Ontology annotation, molecular function: protein binding. NCBI's taxonomy places the organism in Eukaryota, Fungi, Ascomycota, Sordariomycetes, Glomerellales, Glomerellaceae.
AUGCCUUCGAAUCUACCAUCAAGCUUCGCCUCCGCCGCCGCCGGUCAGAACGCAAACGCGAGAGCGGGACGCAGCGACCGCGGUUCGGGCAGCGGGGAAUGGGCUCGACGUGAUGCCAGAAACGGCACGCUGACCUUCCGCCGCCCCUCGACGACCCCCGGCCAAGCCUCCCAACCCGCUGCCUCAUCCGAACACGCCUUCGCCGCGUCAAACGCCGACACAGGCGCGAUCCCCCAGACCCCCGGAGCCGCCAGCUACGACUACCCGAUCUCGUCACAGUACCAGAAGGAGUCAAUCCUGGGCUUGUACAGGAACGGCACGGCGGACGCGGACCCUUCUGUCGUGAUAGAACCGGGAUGGACUCCGGGACACACAAACGGAAGCGCUGCGCGGGGUUGGGGCAAGAGCAAUAACAGCCAUAACUCUCAAGAUCCCUCAGCCUGCUGGAACCCCCGUGGUGACGGCCACCCUGUAGGAGUGAACGGCUUGACGGACGAGGAGGAAAAGGCAUUCGCAUCCGACGUCAAUUCUCCUCUGAAGCCGCCCAUCCAAAACAAGGAAGCAAACCAAGCGCCUGGAACCAACGGUCGGAAAGCGUCUCUGUCGCACGGCAGCGCCGCUGGAUACGGUCUGUCUUCUCCAGUUUCCGCUUCGAGACCGGGCACCCGACGCCGCGAGACGACAGACUCGAACCCCUUCGGCGGCGGCGCCCUUGCGUCCCCGAGUGCAGCGCGAUUCGGGGCCCGUGGCGACGAUCAGUUCUUGUUUGGGCGUAAGAAUGAUGUGAAGGAGCAGGAGCCGGACGAGGUUGAGAGCCCAGCCCGGUCCCAGGCCAAGGCCCCACCAUUCGGCGGUCUGACCCGGAGCAACACGGCUGGCGCUCCCUCGAUGGGCGCCAAUAUCAGCUCUCUCUGGAACAAUCCUGGCCAGACGUCUGCUGGUGGUGCGGGCGGUGGCGGUGGCGGUGCCUUUGGUCAAUUUGCAAUGCCGACGCCGACCUCUACCAUCGGUUCCGGCGCUCGCGGUGGAAGUCGCUUCGCUAACCUGAUCAACAAGGACGGUCCUGACAACUCUGCCAAACCGAACGAAGCCUCCGCCUCCGAUACCCAAUCCUGGCGCUCACGCCCUCGCACCGACACUGACCCCUUCGGAGGCGACGACGGCCUAUCCGGCAGCGCAGCCCUGGGUGGUGCACAAGACACGAGCCCUCCGGCCGUUCCCAACCAGAGCAACAUUGGGAUGUUUGAGACGCCCGUCAAGGGCUCGACAGGCGAUUUCGGCAUGUCUGGUUUGAAUCUUGGUCGACACUCGGAGCAGGAGCCCGGUCCCCAGAGUCCUGCCGAGACCAACCCAUACCGUAGCCCUCCCGCCGAGCGCGGUGAAUCUCACGAUGACACUGGUGCUGACAAGCAACACGGUGCGUCUAUCGGUGGGGAGCAGAACCCUGGCUUCAACUCACUGCGCGGCUUCCCCAGUCAUGCUCUCGACGGCAGUGAUCGCAGCCAGACAAGUAGCGCUGGGCCUCGCGGCUACGGCUCUGGUUGGCCUGUUCCUCUCUCAACUGGCACCCCUGACCGGGAGCGCGGUGGCUUCGGAGGAGUCUUUGGUAACUCGUUGUUUAGCCCCAUGGGUACUGAACUUCAGUCUCCAGGCUUGGCAGGCAUCAAUGCUGGGGUCUUUGGGCCCGCCAGCGCCGGCGGUCUUGGUGGAGCUGGGACUAUCGGCCGUAGCAAGCUGGGCUCACUUUUCCCACCCGCCAUGCAGGCUCAGAUGCAAAGCCAUGAGCAGGAGAAUUUGAGCGACUCCCUCCCCGACCUGCGCCAAGCCAACCCCCUGGGCGCUAUUGGCCGCAGCAACUUCUCCGCCCAACCACGCGAAACUGGUAGUCCCAUGCGCAGUGGCCGCGGCGGCAUCUUCGAGGAGAUGUUCCCUUCUGACCCGGCUCGCACGCACAGCGGCUUCGGUGGCGCUGACCUCUCUCACGCCGGAGCGGUCGGCGUAGGACACCCGCAGUCGUUUACUCCCGGGGCUUCCACCGGUGCUGACUACGGUGCUCAGCGUACCAUGGUUAUGCCUGAUCGAAUGAGAUGGGUUUACCUCGACCCUCAGCAAAACAUCCAGGGACCUUUCAGCGGCUUGGAGAUGAAUGACUGGUACAAAGCCAACUUCUUCACGCCCGAUCUUCGCGUGAAGAAGGUCGAAGAUGUCGACUUUGAGCCACUCGGACAGCUCAUCCGUAGAAUUGGAAACUCCAGAGAGCCGUUCCUUGUCCCUCAAAUUGGCAUUCCUCACGGUCCUCCCACCCAAGCCGGGCCCUUUUCUCCCAGCGGCAGCACCGGUGUCAUCCCGCCUCUCAGUGGUGUCUUCCCUAGUUUUGGCAGAACUCUAACUGCGGAGGAGCAGAACAACCUCGAGCGCAGAAAGCAGGAGGAGCAGCAGGCCAUGGCUCAGCAGCGGGACUACAUGAUGCGGCAGCAGGCCAUCACUAGAUUGCAAAGUCAGGGUCCAGGUGGUGUUCCCGGUCUUCACCAUCAGCACAGCGCUCACAGCCUGCAGAGCCAACCUAGCUUCGGCAGCAUUUCGUCUCCGAUCGGUGCUCACCCCCAUCAGCCUCCCAUUGGCGGCGGUGUUGGGCCCACUUCCGGCUUCUUCGACUCUGCCAUCCAGCAGAGCUCCGCCCAGGCCCCCGUCGGGUCUGGGCUUGAUCAUUUUCGUGAGGAAGAUCUCGCGAACCUGAAUCCUACCGAGCGCCAGAUGCUGACCAGCAUCCAAGCUCCCACCAGCCUGUCGAGCAUCUUCCCCCAGCAGCCCAUCGGCGCUCCCGCCAACGAUACCAGCCUGCGCAACAACCUGCCUGGCACCGAGGAUUUGGAGAAGGAUGAGGAGGGCUUCAGUGAGCGCCUCAAGCAGUUCGAGGAUCUCCGCGCCGAGCACGAGGCGGAGAAGGCUCAGGAGGCCCAGCACGCCGAAGAGCUAGUCGAGCAAGAGGCCCCCGCGUCAGCUUCAUCUGCUCACGCGGCGAGCCAGGAGCAGUCUCGUUCUCCCGCUCCCGGCAUGAAGGAGAUUAUGGAGGAGCAGCAACAACUCUCUUUGACUGAACAGGUCCAGAAGGCUCAGGCUGCUGCUGCCGCCGCCAAGAACGCUGCUGCGGGUCUGCCCAUGCCGUUCCCUCCCCCUCUGCCCACCGCUGGCACUCCCCUCCCGGCUCCCACGGCCCAGCGCGCCCGCUCCAACCUCCCCGAGCAGUACAACCGUUCUCAGACCGGAACUCCCGACACCGGCUCCGCCACCGAGCCUCCCCCGCUGGCUCCCUGGGCCAAGGAGGCCGCCAGUCGCAAGGGCCCUAGCUUGAAAGAAAUCCAGGAAGCCGAGGCUCGUAAGGCGGCCAAGGCUGAGGAGGUUGCCGCCGAGCGUCGUCGCCAGGUCCUCGAACAAGAGACCGCCGCUCUCAGAGAGCGUGAGAAGGCUAUUGCUGCUGCCACUGGAGGCCUGCCCACAACUAGCACUUGGGGCAACGGGUCACCGGUUUCAGCCGCUAGCCCCUGGACCAAGCCGGCCGCCACCAAGGCUACCCCCGGAGCCAGCACGCCCAGCAAGCAGAAGACCCUGGCUGACAUUCAGAGAGAGGAGGAGCUUCGCAAGGUCAAGGCCAAGGAGAUCGCUGUCCAGACCGGCCUGGCGACUGCAGCUGCGGGUAAGCGCUACGCCGAUCUCGCUACGAAGCCCAAUGCCGCUCCUGGCCUCCCGCAGCCUGCCGGCACUGCCCCCCCUCCUGGAAGCGGCUGGGCUACCGUCGGAGCCGGCGGCAAGGUCAAGGUGCCCACCGGUCCUGCCGCGCAGACCCGCUCCGUCAGCGCUGCUGGUGGCAAGACUACCCCGGUGAUUGCGAAGCCUGUAGUCAAGCCCGUUGCUGCUCCCAUCGCGGCUCCCGCUAAGACCGAUGUCGCCAUGGACGAGUUCAACAAGUGGCUCAGCCGCGAGCUGUCUAGGGGAAUCACUGGUGUUGACAUUGAUGUUUUCGCCGCUGGUCUGCUCAUUCUGCCUCUUGAGCACGCCCUCAUUGCCGACGCCAUCUAUUCUAGCUCGAAGACGAUGAACGGACAGCACUUCGCCGAUGAGUUUAUCAGACGCAAGAGGCUCGCCGACAAGGGCAUCGUGGAGAAGCAGAUGUCUGGCGACAGUAAGGCUGGAGGCUCUUCCAGCGGAUGGAAUGAGGUUGCCAAGAAGGGCGGCCACAAGGAGCCCGCCCCUGCCGGCGACGCCGCCAUCCAGGGCGCCGGCUUCAAGGUUGUUCCCACGCGCAAGAAGACGGGCAAGAAGGUCUAG